GCCUGUUCCAAUUGUGAUAUUUAGUCUGGGGUCUUCUCACUGUUUAUUUGGAACCUACAGAGUCUCUGGCUGACUGGCCAUCCCUGGCCAGCACCACAGGUCCCUGUGCCAUUUGUCAGGCAAAGGGUUGGUGCCAGGUCACAGCCCCUUGUCUGGGGCUCCAACCAUUCCCCCCACCCAGGGCACAACCUGCAGCUCUCACUGCAGCUGCACACUGAGCUGCUGGCACUGUGUGUAUUCCUCAAUAUCUGCCCUUGGAGAGGUGGAACGUGACCUUGAAGCGGGGUGAGCCUGGUCUGUACAACGCCAGAUGCGAGAAGGGCAGAGCCAGCCCAGAAGAGUCCACAGUCGAUGUCUCUGCCUGUAACACAGCAGUUCAACACUGGUUGCUAAAUGGCCUCAGGUAUGGAUGGGAAGAAAUGCAGCGUGUGGAUGUUUUUACCUCUUGUCUUUACCCUGUUUACAUCAGCUGGAUUAUGGAUAGUGUACUUUAUAGCAGUGGAAGAUAAUAAAAUUCUCCCACUAAAUGUACCAGACAGGAAACCUGGUCCCAAAAGACCACCUUAUAUAAGUAUUGCAGGUGAUGCACCUCCUGCAAGCUGUGUGUUUAGCCAAGUCAUGAACAUGGCGGCAUUUCUAGCGCUUGUCGUGGCUGUCCUGCGCUUCAUUCAGCUGAAGCCAAAGGUGCUAAACCCUUGGCUGAACGUCAGCGGCUUGGUGGCAUUGUGCUUGGCCUCUUUUGGGAUGACCCUACUCGGCAACUUUCAGCUUUCCAACGAUGAGGAGAUCCACAAUGUGGGCACAUCGCUGACCUUUGGCUUUGGAACCUUGGCAUGCUGGAUCCAGUCUGCCCUUACCCUCAAGAUCAACCUGAAGAAUGAAGGGCGGAAAGCCGGGAUUCCACGAGUUGCUCUCUCAGCCAGCAUCACCCUCUGCGUGGUGCUCUAUUUCAUCCUCAUGGCACAGGGCAUUCACAUGCACGCUUCCAGGAUCCAGUGGGGCCUGGUGAUGUGCUUCCUGUGCUACUUUGGCACCUUUGCAGUGGAGUUCAGGCAUUACAGAUUUGAGAUCAUUUGCUCUGAAUACCAGGAAAACUUUCUGAGCUUUUCCGAAAGCUUAUCAGAAGCCUCCGAGUACCAAACAGAUCAGGUGUAGCCUGUCCUCUGGCAGGGGGGAGGGGGGCAGGUGUGGUCUCAUGGGUUAAACAUAACCUCAUUUACACUUUUUUUAUGAGUUUGUUUUCAUGUGCAAUCAUGAUCGUAUUGCCAAAGGGCUCUGAGGGGUGGCUGUCCCGCUAAGAGCCAAACAAAAAUCGGUAUUCACUGGAAGAGGAGCAGAUCCUUCUCGGUGGCAGCAUGAGAAAGCACAAGCUGUUUAGUUUAUGCUACCAGGGACUGAGUGGCUCUGUCACACCUCUGUUGUUCAAAACGUUCCACAGCCAGUCCUUGCAAUGCCUCUCCGAGACAGGUCCUUCUGAGCCUACUCUGCAGAGGAGGUGGUGAUGGAAGCAGAAUUCUUUGGGCACCAAGAGUCUUCAGGAGCCUUCCUGAGUCACCAGACUGCAUCUUCUGUGUCUUUCCUGAGUUGUUUUCUUUGCUGCCAACUGGGGUAACUUGGAAGGGUGAGAAAGAGCAUCUGUUUCUUCAGAAUUUGGAAUCAGACAGUGGAAGACCCCAACUGGCUUUUCUGGCAAGCAGGCAGGCAUUUCUGCGGGCCUGGAAAGCAGCUGAUGGUAAAUCUGGGUUUGAAAGAAACUGUGCUGUGAUCAGGAAGCAGGACUUGGCCAAUGCUGCCUUGUAGCUGGGCAGAUCGUCCCCAGGCCAGAGGAGAUGACACAGUGGGGUGCUGUGCUUGGCUUCAUGGCUCAGACUCAACAGUGGGGACUGGGGGAAGUGAGGUGCUGAAUUAAGAUGAGAAUGUCUGUGUGCUCUGAAGAUGACCCAGAAAAGGCUGCUCUUUCUAAGUGUGUAGUGCUUCCACCACACAUUGUGUAUAGUAUUUCAAAACCUUUGCUUUUUUUUUUUUUUUUUGUUCACUGAGGGGGAAAACAUUGUGUUAGAGACGCUGGGCUUGUCUGCAAUGAGAACAGUACCACUGCAGGUGGUUCUGGACACAAGGUUUGGUUUUGCUCCUUGUGCACUUACAAGCCAAAUCUCAGACGUGCUGACAGUAGGCCUGGGUUCUGGACCUCUCAGUGUGGUCAGUUGUCCUGAGUGGCGUCUGCCACAGGUUUACAUGGGCUUCCAAGGUGCAGGGAGGCAGUUCUGCCCCCAAGGUUGGGUGAUGUGGCCUGAGGGCUGGAGGUGAAAAAAAGGAAUAGCAAAAUCAGAUGGGAUUCUCCCUUCCUAAAGGGAGGUUUUCAAACAGAAGGUCUGUUUUCAAAGAAAAAGCAAGAGCUCAAAGCUCAUUUGAAAACCUCAUUUUGGGAAGGCUGCUGUAUUGGCUGGGAAGGGGAGUGAUGGGACUUGCUUCUCAUGAACAUGGCUCCUAUUUUCUUCCACAAAUCAGACUCAGUUUAAGCUGGCAUCUUGUCUGAGCUGCAGGAAAAUAAGCAGAAAUUAAUAUGGUAGGAAAAGGCCUUUGAAGGGGAACUGUACCGCUCUGUGGCAUUUCUGACAAGACAGGGAAAAGGUACAAGGGCAGUCUUCUGCAAAGGUCAGAGGCCUCUCCUGAAAGGAGAAACAGUUGAGACAAACUAAUGUAAGUAGACAGCUUUCAGCCAGCCCUUUAUCUUCUGUGCACCAAAAUUUGUUCUCAGGCAGCUGUUAUAAAUCCAGAGCACUUCUGGCCAACAGAGAGUUGAUGUGGAUUGCUGAAGGCUUCCUCCUUGAAGCAGUGUCGUUAGUGGAAAGCUUUCCUGGAAGGAUGUCCUGAGGGUGGCCCAAGGACACAGCAGUGAAAGGUGCUGGGCUCCCCAGCAGCUCAUCCAGGGAGCUCCUCCUGGGCAUGGACAGUCUGGAGAAUGGACAGGUGGGGAUCCUGGCACAUAGGCACACUCACUCAAUCCAUAUGGAGCACAAAACAGCAAUUUAUUGUAAGGGUGUUUUACUGUAAAUAGUCCACUGUGACUUUUGUUUCCCUAAUCAAUUAAUACUUUCAGUUUAUCAUUUUAUAUUUUGUAAUUUUAUCAAAGGGAAAAAAGAUGAUGUGAUUAUUUUUUUUCCUUUGUCUCCUUUUCCUAUAUGCAAUCCAAACUGAACUUCAGGUUUUUAGUGAUAACUCUGUACAUUUCUUAGAGUAUUUCUAACAGCACAUUUCAGUACAACUAAGUGACAACUGAUAUACACUGAAACAUGACCACUAAAUAAAGUGCUUUUAUGGAGAAA
Chiroxiphia lanceolata (lance-tailed manakin) is the source of this 3326-nucleotide messenger RNA. It is a transcript of the gene TMEM150C, whose product is annotated as transmembrane protein 150C. NCBI's taxonomy places the organism in Eukaryota, Metazoa, Chordata, Aves, Passeriformes, Pipridae. Bases 394 to 1155 code for a protein of 253 amino acids. The record is from RefSeq and is a predicted model, not a curated record. The transcript has 9 exons.